This is a messenger RNA of Hyalella azteca, 5810 nucleotides long. RefSeq names its product angiotensin-converting enzyme. Bases 1141 to 2973 code for a protein of 610 amino acids. The transcript has 15 exons. Gene Ontology annotation, molecular function: peptidyl-dipeptidase activity; metallopeptidase activity. Lineage: Eukaryota; Metazoa; Arthropoda; Malacostraca; Amphipoda; Hyalellidae. Gene Ontology annotation, cellular component: plasma membrane. The record is from RefSeq and is a predicted model, not a curated record. Gene Ontology annotation, biological process: proteolysis.
AACAAAUUCACUUUUGAAAACAUACAUAGUUAAUUAUUAUGCCGUAAUUAUGUUCAGUAUAUUAUAAAUUUUAGCCAUAAAGUUUAACUGUGCGUAAAAAUUAAUGAUCCCAUGCAGUGAUACGAGCUCGAAAUAUGAUUAUUAAAAUUAAUCAACCUAGAUAAUUAAAUGAAAAUUUAAGUGUAAAGUGAAUGAAUGAAUUGAAUACAGUAUAAACAUUCAUAACCGAGUAUCUUAAGCAAAGAAAAAAUUUCAGAUAUAUUUUAAAGUUUAGAGGACAAGACAGAGAUGAGCGGAAGAAAGUUAUAUGGCGUAUUCCCUUGGUUUAUGUUUAUUUUAAGAAGGAUAUAUGACAUGAAAUUAAAGUCUCAGUAUGAAACUUGUUUCUAUUUUGGUAAAAAAUUGUGACCGCAUCCGAACGAGUGCAUCGAAAUAGUAAAAUCAAAUAAAUAUUUUUCAUACAAAGUUCCCAGCUCUAAAGCGGAUGUACGUAUAUAAUGGGACUUCCUUAAUCAAGACCAUAUUUUAAGAUUAUCGGAAUAUGGUGCCUGAAAAUAAUCCUACCUGUACACGCCACCCGGAUUUGCAUGUGACACCAGAUUCAUACUGUACAUGUUGAUGCUUCGAAUUUUUUGCUCGUUUAGUCCCUCCAUCGCUACCAAAUGAGUGUUGAGUUAUUAAUAUUGAAGCAUCACGGGACACAGAGGUUCUCACAAAGCAUUUCAGUGAAAUUUAUUAUCCAGGUUUCGUAUAGUUGAAGAAUAGACGUCGACUCAAGAUGACCUCAGAGCAGCUCUAGUUGUGCACGUAAUAACGGUGAAGAUAUCAUUGGAUGUUGCCUUGCAAGUUAUUCCGAGAAGAAAAUAAGGGGAAUACUUAUUUGAUGAAAUGAUAAAGUUUUAAUGUUACAUACAUCUUGGGAAGUUUGUAAAACUCUGAGUUAAAAAGUGCUAGACGUGAAGUAAUCUUGGUAUGUAUGGUGAAGGUGCUACUUUGCAAGCGAAUAAGCUGUUCCUCUUGUGAAAAUGACUUAGUCAAUGGGAUCGAGAAAUAUAUAUUUUUAAUGCAGUAUAUUCAGGAAUGAUACUCGAUGAACAUUGAGGACGUUUGAUCCACGCAAGUGCUGAGAAGGCGGAGAAGAUGUCGCUCUUGACAUUGUGCUUCGUCGUGCUGCUGCUGGUGCUUCACUACAUCAUAGACCUCAAUACUCUGAGUGUACCAGAGUUCCUGAGCGACUACGACACGCGUAUCUCUGCUCUGGCUAACGCAGCAGUGCUGGCGCAGUGGACCUGGUCUACCAACAUCACGCGUCACAACCAGGACGUCAUGGACGAGGCGGCCAUGGAGGAGGCCGUGUACCAGGCACAGGCGUACAGCAAGGCUCGCUGGUUCCUGACGAUGCACCAGCGGGGGCGGCUCCCCCUGAGCGAGGACCAGCGGCGGCAGCUCGGCAAGGUGGGGCGUGCCGCGCUCGCCGAGCCUGACCGCUCGCGCCUCGCCGAGGUCCGCGCCAACAUCAGCGCGACGUACGCUAGAGCUCAGAUCCGGGUUAUGUCGGAUGAUGCGAAUGAGACAAAAAUAAUGAAGCUAGAGCCAGACUUAACGAACUUCAUGGCAGCGAACAGAAGCUACGAGUCACUAGCGAGCGUCUGGAGCGCGUGGAGGGAUGAGGUUGGCAGGACGGUAAGGCCGCACAUCAAGACGCUGGUCGAGCUGCAGAACAAACAGGCGAGGAAGAACGGCUUCGCUGACCACGGAGACUUCUGGAGAGGGAAGUACGAGACCGAGGGGUUUGAAGAACAGAUCGCGUCACUGAACGAACAGCUCUCCCCGCUCUACCGAUCCCUGCAUGCCUACGUCAGACACAAACUCAUGUUGUACUACAAUGACGACGAAAUGUUCGAAGAUGGUUUGAUACCAGCCUGCAUCCUGGGUGACAUGUGGGGCAGGUUUUGGACGGACAUAUACGACAUAGUGGAGCCGUACCCCGACGCCAUGUCAGUGGACCCCACGCCUGAGAUGCUCAAACAGAACCUCACGGUGCUGGCCAUGUACCACAUGGCAGACAACUUCUACAAGUCCAUGGGGCUGCAGCCUCUGCCGGAGAAGUUUUACAAGCUGUCCAUGCUUGAGCGUCCUGAGGACGGGAGAGAAGUGGACUGCCAUGGCACUGCCUGGGACUUCCUCGAUGGCAAGGACUUCAGAAUUCGGAUGUGUACUCAAGUAAACUUCAAGUACCUGGAGGUGAUACACCACGAGCUCGGCCACGUACAGUACUUCAUGCAGUACGCUCAUCUACCUUACGUCUACCGAGACGGAGCCAACGAUGGGUUCCACGAGGGCAUCGGCGAGCUCAUGGGCAUGACUCUAGCCACCGUCAGCCACCUCAAGUCCAUCGGGCUGCUGCCCAGCGAGCCAACGUCAGAAGAGAACACCAUAAAUUUUUUGAUGCGUACGGCGCUGAAGACUGUGACAACCCUGCCGUUCCACUACGUCUACGACCUCUGGAGGUGGGAGCUGUUCAGGGGCGACAUCCCUGAGGAAAGAUGGAACCAACGUUUCUGGGAGCUCAAAUCUAAAUAUCUUGGAGUAAAGCCUCCUGUCGCUAGAACGGAAGAACAUCUCGACGCCUUCAACAUCUUCCACGUGAACAACGACUUCGACAUGAUCAGAUACUUCACGAGGACUGUACUGCAGUUCCAGUUUGCGGGCGCAUUGUGCGACAUUGCCGGAUUCGAAGGCCCACUCCACGACUGCGACUUUUCCAACUCAACGGCCGCUGGCGAGAAACUAGCUGCUAUGCUCUCCCUUGGAUCGUCAAAGCCAUGGAUGGAUGCCCUGGAACAGCUCACAGGAGGCCGAGUCAUGGAUGCCAAAGCCAUUAUCGACUACUUCGCGCCUCUGCAGACGUGGAUCACGAACUAUCUUCUGCAGCACAACCAGACGCUUGGUUGGGAUAAUGAUCAAGUUUGAUGUGAUAUUGACCGAGUAUUUCGGUGCUUUCGGAAGUACAAUCUUAUAUCUUUCCAAUUGCUUUUGAACGGAGAGAAGAUGUGCUGAAAAAACACAAGAACUGAGACGAACUGUGGAUAUGACGCUUGUGAAGCCAAGAACAUGUGACAAGAUGUGCUGAAAAACAAAAGAACUGCAACACACUGUAGAUAUGAAGCUUGUGAAGUCAAAAACGUGUGUCGCAGGACCUCGAAAGUUGCGGACUUUAAUGCAAUCAAAGGGAGAAGCAAAUGAACCAGACUGUGAAUUUUCUAGAACAAAUAGUGGUCUGGAACGUAAUUAAGCUGGAUAUUAGGUAAUGAAGCAAAAGCAUCAGAUAGAAUGUCAAUAUCCACUAUGAACUGCCGCUCACUGGUCUUCCUAGUUGAUGAAAAACUUGGUGUAAAACUUACUAGAAAAACUGAAACUUACUAGAAAAACAGAAAAACGCUUACUUGAUGACAAACUUCUAGGAGUCAACAUUUCCGAGUGUCGCUAGAGGCAAGAGAACGCGUCAGUAUUUAAAUACUAAAUCUAAGUUUGAAUUUAUAGAGUUUGUGUGUCUCGAAAUUCAAUGACGGGAUAAAGCAAGGUGAGUGAAUGUUCUCGCUCGUUUUCAUGUUCAAAGUGUUCAUUGUAUAUAUUUUUUAGAAGCUUGUCGACAGAUGAAGACAUAAAAUAGUCGUAGUGGCUGAAAAACAAUGGUGAAACUUUCUUCUGAACCAAAAUUAUUCCAUUUGUAAUUUCCCAAGUAAACGAAACCAUAUUAAAAUUGUAGAAGUUUUUAAUUUUAAUUUAUGUAGUCAAAAAAUAGAGGCGCGACACGCUCGUUUCAUGGCCGAUGAGCGUCGAAAGAAUGGUCGUAUUGCGGGAGAAUAUUGCUGUUGGGAGGGCGAAAUUUUCAUGGCUAUUGUCUUGAUUACGCACGCCAUUAACCAGCGGCUGUUCUUACACAGAGAGAUAUGAGUGGGUAACUAUCCAAAAACUGAUUAAUUAAUUAAAUUUUUUGAGUCAUAUUGACCCAUUUUUACCAGGAUAAAGGGCGCAUUUUUUUCUCAAGUUCUGGGUAAGAAAGUAAGAAAGUUUGUCACUAUUGGCACACUCAUUUAUUUUUCUGAGUGUACGAGACUCGUGCAUGCAUGCAAUGACCGCGCAAAAAUCUGCCUUCUAGUCUAAAGUGUGGAACAAUUGUGUUUAUAUUAUGGGCCUUGUCACCUCUGCAGCACCAAUGAAUGUUUAUAAACAUUAUUUGGACUUAUUCAGGACAAUGAUAGAAUUUAUGUGAAAGAAAAUUCCACAAUCUCAUCAUCACUGACGACAUCAAUAUUAUUGGAACACACUCAAGUUUUGAUUUACGAGUAAUAAUUUGCAUUAGGAUAAUUAUCAAUAGUAAUAUAAGCAUUAGGAACAGAAUUGCUCUUAAUAUCGUGUACAAAGCACAGGGGCACUGUUGUUUCUGGAACUGAAUCAAAGUAAACUUGAGUAAAGAGUAUUGGAAGCAGUUACUACAGGAUGCGUGGGUCGGCCUGUCGUCCACUGUACUUUCUUAAUCGCCUUCUACACUCUUCAAAUGCGUAGGACAACCAGGAUUUAAAAUUGGGUAGGGGCAAACAAUGGUUUGAUUUUGAACUCAUGUUUCAGCAGGCAAGGUUUGUGACAUUUAACUCUGUACAAAAAUUACCUGGGGUCUUAAUAUAGUCAUUUACUUUUAGUCGAGAAAAAAUUGCUUCUUGGAUUGAAAUCUUUAAGAAACUUUAACUAAAUGGAAAUCAAGUUUUCGAAAACUGUAAUGUGUUUUCAGUAUUAGCGUUUUACGAAAGCAAGAGGUGUUUGGACGAAUUUAAGCCAUUUUUAUUUUCUAACUUGUAUCCAUGAUACGCAAAAACGCUAAAGGAUAACUUGACUUUUUAUCUUCAGUUGAAAAUUAAUUGAUUUGACACCGCUGGAUUUCAUCUCUGUAAUAGUUAAAUUAUUUUAUUUCAAGAUCUAUACUUCUUUAUCUACAUGUCUACCUCAUUUUAAUUGCAAUAUUAAGAAAAUACGAGCAUCUAAUGUUAAGAUGGAAAAUAUUUCAGUGUUACUGUUCGUAUGAUUAUGCAUUACUGCGUACGAUGGAUUAGAUCGGUUACGUCUCUAGCAAAGAGUAAAUGCACACUAUUAAACGGUUGACGAUAUAUCAAUGUUUACCAUGACGACUGAAGUAAAUCAAAAUAGGACUGAAGCAAGUUGAAAAACUCGUAUGAUGUGUUGUUUUACUGGAUUUUAAUAUGCACACACAAUUAAGAUGCACUUUUUCUAUGAAGGGAUUAUUUAUCUAUAUUAAGGUUAAUUUGUACAUUCAGUAAGAUAGACUCGUAGGACUCUUAGAACUCUAAAAGACUCGUAGCUUCGCUGGCCUUUAGUGCAGCAGAGUCGAAAUUCUUAAUAAUACAGAGCUAAGAUUCGGAAAUAUAGUUCAUUUCUUAUCAUUGAAAGUCAGAGGCUGUCCGCAUUAAAAGCCAGGUAUUGCUUCACUCGUCUUGAAAAGAAAACUAUUUUCUGAAACUCGCAUCACUUUAACAAAAUGCAAAAAUGUAAAUGUAUUUGACAUCAAAAUUAAAUCACAAUUGGAUGUUUCCUAAUUUCAUAAAAUGAAUCGUUUUUAUUUGCCUAAAACUGUCAUUCAUCACGCUAACGUCUUACGAAUGUAUCUUUAAAUUAUUACUGUAAUUAAUAAUUCUAAAGCAGACCCAAAUGUAGGAGUGUUGUUCUAACGAGUAUGAUUUCUGAUUUGCUGUGUUGUUUGUUGUUGAGUUUUAUUUUUUUGAAAUAUUGUUGUU